ACAAACAAACAAAAACCCAGUCAGUAUGUCAUUUCUCAUCCAGACAUUGUUGUUUAGUUUUACUGUGCAUACAUACAGUUUUUGAGGUACUUAUACUUUAAUUUAGUGUACCUAAGUAGUGUACUUGUACCUUUUCUCCACUGCAUGUAUCUGACAUAAAUAGCCUAUAACCUAAAUUGAUUCAUUGAUUCAGUGUUUUAGAUUAAACUGCCUACCAGUAAGUAAAGAAGUAAGAAAUAGCUCCACAUUGACCUACUAUGCUGCUUACACGUAAACGCAUCAGUAACUCAGUAGUUACACAACGCUGAAAGAAGUCGUCCUGUCUUCAUAAUACGCAACUUUUACUUUGCUUUCACUACAUUUACCUACUUCAGUGUUUUACUUAAGUAACAUUUUAAAAGCCAAUAUUUUAACAUUGUGAUAUUGCUUCUUAGAGUCAGGUACUGAAACUGACUACUAAGCACUUCUGUGAUGUUGUUUAUUGGACUGUCAGACAGCUGUUGUGAGCGAUCCACCAAAUUCCGAAGUGAUGAGGAGAGUUCAGUGUCCAUCGGUUGUCCGUAUGAGUCCCAGUACCAGAACAAUCUAAAGUACAUCUGCAGAGGAAACCAGCCCUCCACAUGUCUGGAGAAGGCGAUAAUCACCUCUGGCAACCAUCAAACUGGACAGUUCAGACUUAGUGAUGACAAGGUGUCGAGGGAAUUCACAGUUACCAUCACUGGUCUGACCCAAAACAAUAUUGGGUCGUACCUUUGUGGUGUCCAUGGAAGCACUGGCCUGGAUGUUUUCUCUGCUUUUGAGCUAGAAGUCAAAGAGUGGUGCUGUGUGAGGUCAAACAAACUGAGCGGCAUUGUGGGACGCCCAGUGACUAUGCAGUGUCCCUACCCACCAAAACACAGCGACAACAGGAAGUUCCUCUGUAAGGGAGACUACCGCAACAACUGCACAGAAAUAGUGACGAGUCAAAGCAGGUUCACGCUGCAGGAUGAUGUUUCUUCCAGCUCUUUCUUGGUGAUAGUCACAGAGUUGAAAGCAGAGGAUGCUGGGACAUACUGGUGUGGUUCAGACUCACAGUGGAGUGUUGGAAACUACACCAAGAUUCAACUGUCAGCAGUCUUUCCACAGCAAACCAGCACUGAGAUCUCUACCAUCACUGUGGUGGAACAGGUCGGAUCACAAUCGACACUUAUCCCUGGAAAGCAGAUCAAAGCUAUUUCUCACUUUGUGGUUUUCAUCGUGCCGGCUGUGCUGCUCACACUGGCGUUGGCGUUGGCCAUAGUCUAUAAAUACAAAUGUAACAAAGUGCAAGGAGCUGGAGCCAACGUGAACAGAGGCAAGGCAGCCGAAACAGAGGAAGGGAUUGCUGUAUCAGAUAUUUAUGAAAACCAAGACGUAGUUUGCUCAAAGCAAGACUCCUCCAAACCCAAGAGCGCCUGUCAACACGAUGAUGACGCAAGUGAAACCCAACAAGAGUGUGUGUACCAAAACUACACAUCAACAGAGGAUAUCUACACCAAUCAAAUUCAAAUUGAAGCCAAUAGAAGAUGAACAGCAUGCACAUCUGGGAUCAAACCUUGCAUUUUGGGUUCAAAUCUGUACCCAAACGAUCCAGUUUGUAUUGUGUCUAUUAACAGCUGACCAACACAUUUCACGUACCGCUGUGGUCUGAAACUACAGUACUAUGAUUAUUUUACAGAUGUGUUUUAUAAUUACCAUCAGUUAUAUUAAGUACUUGUAACAUUUGUUUGAUUAUUUGCUUUAACUUUCAUUUUACACUCAUAAUGAUUGCUUAAUUUUAAUACAACAAACUGUUUAACUUACCUGCACUCCUUUUAAUAUAUUGUGGAUGAGCAUUUCAGCUUAAUACCCCAAAUGUAAGUCCUCUUUAUGUAUAUUAUAUAUAUAGUAUAUAGUAUUGUUGAGGUAUCCACCAUGAAUGUCCAAGACACACUACACCCUAAGAACUCCCUAUUUGCUAUUAAAAUAAUUGAUACACCAUUUGAUUAAUCGAUUUAUUGAAAUUAUGGAUUAAACAAAUACGUGCAAAAAGGGGAAACUGUAGUUUUGCUGCAUACUGCAGAUUAACUUUCUAACACCUCUCAUUAAGCAUGAAGGCAGCGUCUUGUGGUUUGAGCAAGUCUUCGAGGUGCAUUAUAAUUUAACACCUAACUAGCAAGGAACAUGGACCCUAUGGCCUCUAGAAAAAGAGGAAAUCCUAUCUCAAGGUGUUAUUUGUAUUUUAUGCGAGUUGUCUAUUUCUCUUUUUAUUUCUAUGAGUUACGAUCUAUUGCUUAUGAUCAGCCUAAGAGCCUUAUACUUUCAGAUAUCAAUAUACUCGUUGCAUGUAAUCCCAUAUUGCUUAGAGACGUUUCAAUUAUUAAAUUGCUUUAAUGUGUGGCUUUCUAUCUAGCAGAAAAUCAUUAGAAAAUCUAAAUUUUUUACAUCAUUAAAAAGUAGGUAUGUCAGAAGGGAUAAUAAGACUAUGAGACCUGUUUAGUCCAAUGAUUAAAGAAUGAUCUGAGGUUGCAGAAAGCACCAAGGAGAAGGGUACAAAAAAGGGGGAGACAACAAGGAUCGGGGUCUUCUGGAAGCUCUUCUUCAGGCUUUUAGGCUUUUUUGAGAACUUGGUACAUUUGAGAUCUUGUAUGAUCUAUUAUUUCAUUUUUAUUCUUCAUUUUUGUAACUUUUUCUAAAUUUUUUGUAAAAAACAAAUAAAACUGGAGUGUAUUUUGUGCAUUCCAACCAAAGUCCAGUGUUGCUCGUCUCUGGUGGGGCCCUCGUAG
Molecule: messenger RNA, 2783 nt
Organism: Anarrhichthys ocellatus (wolf-eel)
Lineage: Eukaryota; Metazoa; Chordata; Actinopteri; Perciformes; Anarhichadidae
Product: polymeric immunoglobulin receptor-like
Exons: 6
Coding region: 472-1548 (358 amino acids)
Cellular component (GO): plasma membrane
Molecular function (GO): transmembrane signaling receptor activity
Source: RefSeq, a predicted model, not a curated record